AUGGGCGAUAUUCCACAUAUUAUCUUAAAAGAUGGGUCAUCAAUGCCAAGAAUAAUUAAUGGUAUGUGGCAAAUGGCAGGUGGUCAUGGUAAAGUUAAUUAUAAAAAUUCAUUAUCAGAUAUGUUAGAUUAUGCGAAUAGUGGACUUAGUUGUUUUGAUAUGGCAGAUCAUUAUGGAUCAGCAGAAGAUAUUUAUGGUGAAUUAAAAACACAAAUGAAGAAUGAUGGUAAUGAUAGAAAAGUUACAGGAUUUACCAAAUGGUUUCCAAGACCUGGUAAUAUGUCAUUAGAAAAUGUUAGAACAUUCAUUCAUUCAUCAUUAAUUAGAACAAAAUCAGAGUUCAUUGAUUUACUUCAAUUUCAUUGGUGGGAUUAUGAUGAUGAUAGAUAUUUAAAUGCUGCUCAAUCUUUAAAACAAUUACAAAUGGAAGGUUUAAUUAAUUCAAUUGGUGUAACAAAUUUUGAUACUAUUAGAUUAAAACAAAUUGUUGAAAGUGGUGUUGACGUUGUUACAUCACAAGUAUCAUAUUCAGUUAUUGAUAGAAGGGCAAGAGGUAAAAUGACAGAUUAUUGUAAAGAUAAUGAUAUUUAUAUGAUUGGAUAUGGUGUUGUUUUGGGUGGAUUAUUAAGUGAAAAGUUUUUAGGGGUACCUGAACCAUCGACUAUUGCAUUAAACACUUGGAGUCUUUCAAAGUAUAAAGAUUAUAUAAAUAGAUGGGGUGAUUGGAAUUUAUUUCAAGAUUUAUUAGAAGUUUUACAAAGAAUUGGUUUAAAACAUUCUGUAUCUUUAACUCUAAUAGCCAUGAAAUACGUUUUACAACAAGAUAUGAUUGGUGCCAUCAUUGUUGGUUGUAGAUUUGGUAUUCAUCAACAUAUCGAUGAAAAUAAACGUUUAUUCACUUUUAAUUUAGAUGAUGAAGAUAUUGAAAAAAUUGAUAAUAUCGUUUUUAAAGGUGAUUGUAUGUUAGGUUGGUCUGAACCUGGUGACGAGUUUAGAUAA
Messenger RNA from Dictyostelium discoideum AX4, 999 nucleotides. RefSeq lists its product as hypothetical. The transcript has 3 exons. NCBI's taxonomy places the organism in Eukaryota, Evosea, Eumycetozoa, Dictyosteliales, Dictyosteliaceae. Gene Ontology annotation, molecular function: oxidoreductase activity. The record is from RefSeq and is a predicted model, not a curated record. The coding region runs from base 1 to 999 and encodes 332 amino acids.